Molecule: messenger RNA, 990 nt
Organism: Penicillium soppii
Lineage: Eukaryota; Fungi; Ascomycota; Eurotiomycetes; Eurotiales; Aspergillaceae
Product: glycerophosphodiester phosphodiesterase
Exons: 4
Coding region: 1-990 (329 amino acids)
Biological process (GO): lipid metabolic process
Molecular function (GO): phosphoric diester hydrolase activity
Source: RefSeq, a predicted model, not a curated record
AUGAGUGAAACUUCAUCUAUUGCAAAGGUCCCAGCCCAUUUCCGUCAUUCAAGGGUUGACUCGGAUGUUCGUUUACCCCAAAAUAUCGCCCAUCGAGGAUUUAACGGCCAAUAUCCUGAAAACACCAUCUUGGCAAUCGAGAAAGGAAUUGAAGUAGGCGCUCAUGCACUUGAGAUCGAUCUUCACAUCUCCCGCGAUGGUGUCGUGGUACUUUCACACGACCCAAGCCUCGAACGAUGCUAUGGUGUGAAAAAGAAUGUCGGAGAUUGUGAUUGGGAAUAUCUGUCGACCCUGCGAACCUUACAGGAACCUCAUGUGCCUAUGCCCCGGUUUUCCGACGUGUUAGAAUACCUAAGACAACCGGGUCGAGAGCAUUAUUGGAUCUUGCUUGAUAUCAAGCUCACCAACGACCCGGACGCCAUCAUGAAAGGAAUCGCCAAGACUACUGAAUCAGUACCUAUAGCUGCUAUCGGACCCGACUGGCACCGCCGUAUUGUAGCCGGCACCUGGAACGCACGGUUCAUAUCUGCUGCAGCGGAGCACCUGCCUCGCUACUCACUAUCACUCAUUUGUGCAGACCCAGCCUACGCACGUCAAUUCCUGGAGGUCCCCCGUGUGUCCUUCAACAUCAACCAGAAUGUCUUGAUGGGUCCUUUAGGCCAAGGUUUCAUAGAAGAAGCCCGCGCCGCUCGCAGACAAAUCUACGUAUGGACAGUAGAUGAGCCAAACCUAAUGCGCUGGUCCAUCCAACAUGGGGUAGACGGUGUUGUUUCCAACGAACCGGGUCGUUUCCAUGAAGUCUGCGACGCCUGGGAGAAGGAACAUGCCGACGGACUGAAACCCGCCGCCAAGAAGAUUCGUGUUACUGUUGGACAGCGUAUGCGAAUUCUGGCCAUAGCGCUUUACGUCAAGUGCUUUGGCUGGUACUACCGGCGCAAGUUCUCCAGUCCUCUCGAGCGAGUGGAUUUCGACCAGCGCAAGCUGGGAUAG